Molecule: messenger RNA, 1356 nt
Organism: Musca vetustissima
Lineage: Eukaryota; Metazoa; Arthropoda; Insecta; Diptera; Muscidae
Product: serine protease gd-like
Exons: 4
Coding region: 1-1356 (451 amino acids)
Biological process (GO): proteolysis
Molecular function (GO): serine-type endopeptidase activity
Source: RefSeq, a predicted model, not a curated record
AUGGAUUUGGUUGUCCACCUAAGUCAACGGGAACCAAUCGAUACGGGUUAUUAUGGCCGAAUAUAUCUUACAGAAAGUAGCAAGGCCAAUGUCAAUCAAAUACAGCCCGGAGAACCAGUUUCAUAUCAAAUAGAGUUCCCCUCGACAACAGAAAUACCCAAACUGUCGCGGAUAAUGGUAAAUGGGCAAGAUAUUUGUGUGGAUACGGAAUACCCCCAACCAAGUACCCGUUUAUAUUUAAAGCAUCACCUGCAGAGUAAUAACAUAAAAGUAGCCACACAACCAUUGUAUUAUCAAGAUCCGAAUAUAAAUUUCAGAUCUUUUCGUGGUAAUCCGAAUAAUCGAAUAUUACAACAACCACAGCCACAAAUACAACAGGUGCCACAAGUUCGACAAUUACACCAAGUAGUACAAACGCCUCGAGUUCAACAAAUACCACAACAAGUUGGACCACAACAACAGCAACAACCUCGACAACAAUCGCCACAGGUGCGACAAGUGCAACCAGUUAACCAAGUAGUAACGCCCGUGCAACAAAAUAUUGGUUCAAGAUUUAAUCUAAAUCAACGGGGCACCGAAAAUAUAUGCGGUCAGGAUUCAAGUGUUACCCCCUUCAUUUUUGGUGGACAACAAGUUGCCCCCGGUCAAUUUCCAUGGUUGACGGCGAUUUAUGUUAAGUCUGCUGGAUUGCGUUUCCUAUGCGGCGGAUCAUUGUUAUCGACGAGAACGGUACUCUCAGCUGCUCAUUGCUUUAAAAUUGGUGCUUUAACUGCGGAUCGUUUAGUUGUCAAUGUCGGUCGUCAUAAUCUCGAAGAUUAUAGCGAACAAAAUUUCCAAACCAGAGAAAUUCAAAAUCUUAUCACUCAUCCCGAAUUUACAUCAGCGAUAUUUCCCGAUGCCGAUUUGGCAAUUUUACAUUUGCAGAAACCAGUUGAAUACACCAAUUUUAUACGACCAAUAUGUUUAUGGAGUGAACCGGUCGACUCGAAUUUAAUUGUUGGCCAGACAGGUGUGGUGGCGGGAUGGGGUGGCGAUGAAAAUGGCGAAACAUUUACCCCAAUACCGAAAAAAGUUGAAACGAAUAUUGUUAGUGACAGUGAUUGCCUGAGAUCAUCGCAGGCCUAUAGUACAUUGACUUCGAAGCGGACAUUUUGUGCUGGCAAUCGUGAUGGUAGCGGUCCAUGUAUGGGUGAUUCUGGUAGUGGUCUAAUGAUAAAUCGUAAUGGACGAUGGUAUCUGCGUGGCGUCGUCUCAGCGGGACAAACAAAACAACAGAAAUGCAAUCUGCUGGAAUAUGUGGUAUUCUGUGAUGUCGCCAAACAUUUGUCGUGGGUACAAAGUAAUGUGUUAGCUUAA